UAUUCAGUAGGAUAAGAAAGAAAAAUGGCAAGAAACCAGGAAAAAGCAUUGUCUAUGCUGUCUAGGUGGUACACUUAUCAGAGAGAAUUACAUAACCCCGGUGGACCGGAAAAAAGACCGUAUCUUGCAACAGAAUGUCACAGUCUCCAAGAAGCUGAGAAAUGGAGACAUCAGAUCAUUAAGGAGAUUGCCAGAAAGGUUUCCCAAAUUCAAAAUGCUGGUCUGGGAGAAUUCAGAAUCAGAGAUCUGAACGACGAAAUUAAUAAACUUAUCCGGGAAAAGGGACAUUGGCAGGAUAGGAUAGUGGAACUAGGCGGGCCCAACUAUCACAAAAUAGGACCUAAAAUGUUGGAUCACGAGGGGAAAGAGCUGCCAGGCAAUCGCGGUUACAAAUAUUUCGGAGCAGCAAAAGAUUUACCAGGAGUGCGGGAACUAUUCGAGGAGGCCCCUCCACAGCCUCCUCGUAAGAAUAGAGGUGAUCUUAUGAAGGAUAUAGAUGCGUACUAUUAUGGUUAUCUAGAUGAUGAGGAUGGAGUUUUGUUGAAAUUAGAGGUGGAGGUGGAGAAAAAAGCACGACAUCUGGCGAUAGAAGAAUGGAAGUUGAAGAAAGAGACAGGAGAAUUGGAUAAGGAACUGGAGGAAGAGGAGAAGAAGGAGCGGGAGGAGGAGGAGAAGAGGAGGAAGGAACUUCUGGAGAAGAGAAAGGAGGAUGAUACGGAAGAUGACACCUCAGACCAACACACUAUAGCACCACUAGAGGUUCCCUCACAAAAAGACGUAGAGAUUGAGCUUCUCCGGAAGAAGAAGAUGGAGUUGCUGUUAAAAUACGCUAGCGAGGACCUUCAGAAGACUAGUAUGGACGCUAAAACUCUGAUGGGGAGAAAUCUUAUCUUUUGAGGGU
Messenger RNA from Bolinopsis microptera, 901 nucleotides. RefSeq names its product pre-mRNA-splicing factor ISY1 homolog. The transcript has 7 exons. Gene Ontology annotation, biological process: generation of catalytic spliceosome for second transesterification step; mRNA 3'-splice site recognition. The record is from RefSeq and is a predicted model, not a curated record. Bases 25 to 897 code for a protein of 290 amino acids. Lineage: Eukaryota; Metazoa; Ctenophora; Tentaculata; Lobata; Bolinopsidae. Gene Ontology annotation, cellular component: post-spliceosomal complex; catalytic step 2 spliceosome; Prp19 complex.